Schistosoma rodhaini is the source of this 996-nucleotide messenger RNA. The record is from the annotation of a GenBank genome assembly. NCBI's taxonomy places the organism in Eukaryota, Metazoa, Platyhelminthes, Trematoda, Strigeidida, Schistosomatidae.
CAAAAAAAAGAAAUACGAAUAAUAUUUAAAGUGAUUUAAUGAUGAUAAUAUUACUUUAAAUAUACAAAUCAGAAUGUUUGGUUUUUUCAUAUUAACCAUUUUUUGUACAACAGGUUUUGUUUCUUCAAUUAAUCAACCUGAGUUGAAAUUUGGUUAUAAAGAUGUUGCAUGUAACCUUUUGGAAUUGGCACAAGAAAAAAGCUUGCAAAUUAUGAAAGAAGAACAAUUCAUCGGAAAUGUGGUUGAAUAUCUGGUGUCAAUAACAUGUGACAAUGUAAAGGAAUUAAACAAAAGACUUCAGUGCAAAACUUCAAUGGCGACUGAAGCAAGAAUACUUGUACAAGAUUUCAUUGAAUUCAUAGAAUCAUACCGUUUGAAAACAAUGUUGAAUUGGUGUCAGCCUACAUUAGAAAGACCUCAAUAUGGUAAUUCCAGCUUUUUGUGUUCAACAUGUGAAAUGGCUGUAGCAUAUUUGAAAACUUUCAGUAAAUCUGAAGAAGCAAAAGCAAUUGUGCAUCAAGCUGUUGAUAAAAUUUGUUCACUAACUGGAUCUUUUCAAGUUCAGUGUUCAUUUCUAGGAGGAAUAUUCAUUGACAAAUACAUUGAUACAAUCUCCACCAUGGAUCCAGAUUCGGCUUGUACGACAAUACACAUGUGUUCGUGAAAAUAGAUACGACCAUCUUAAAUAUAUAAAAGAAGAUUUCAGUUUAAUUUUAUUACGUUAAAUUAAUUACUUUAUGUUUACCAAUUUAAUACAUAAUUUAAACAAAGUUUUGAAAGUUCUUUUUUAAAUCUAUAUCUAUAUCUAUAUAUAUGAAGUGUUAAAAUAGAAUGUAGAAAUUAUUGGUUAAGUGAACAUAGUGAACAGAACUGACCACAUAAAUUUUUCAUCUUAACUGACUUUACCAGAAAAAAAUCAAAUGAAAUCAAAUAUCAUUUGGAAAUAAAAUCAUGGAUAGUGAAUUUCAAGCUAGUUAUAUAAAGAUAUAUUAAGAG